Messenger RNA from Mirounga angustirostris (Northern elephant seal), 1120 nucleotides. RefSeq names its product BUD23 rRNA methyltransferase and ribosome maturation factor (gene BUD23). Lineage: Eukaryota; Metazoa; Chordata; Mammalia; Carnivora; Phocidae. The transcript has 12 exons. Gene Ontology annotation, cellular component: nucleolus. Gene Ontology annotation, molecular function: rRNA (guanine) methyltransferase activity. The coding region runs from base 79 to 927 and encodes 282 amino acids. The record is from RefSeq and is a predicted model, not a curated record. Gene Ontology annotation, biological process: rRNA (guanine-N7)-methylation.
AGAGGCGGGCGUGGGGCCGAUGACAUAAAAGCCGGGUUUCCGGAACGCCAGUGCCAGUCUCGAGGCUGAGGCGUGCAGAUGGCGCUCCGCGGCAAGAGACCGGAGCACGGCGGGCCCCCCGAGCUGUUUUACGACAAGAAUGAAGCCCGGAAAUACGUGCGCAACUCACGGAUGAUAGAUGUCCAGACCAAGAUGGCUGGGCGAGCUUUGGAGCUUCUCUAUCUGCCUGAGGGUCAGCCCUGUUACCUUUUGGAUAUUGGCUGUGGUUCUGGGCUGAGUGGAGAUUAUCUUUCGGAUGAAGGGCACUAUUGGGUGGGCAUCGACAUCAGCCCUGCCAUGCUGGAUGCGGCCUUGGACCGGGACACUGAGGGAGACCUGCUUCUGGGGGACAUGGGCCAGGGCAUCCCCUUCAAACCAGGCUCCUUUGAUGGUUGUGUCAGCAUUUCUGCUAUACAGUGGCUCUGUAACGCAAACAAGAAGUCUGACAUCCCUGCCAAGCGUCUGUACUGCUUCUUUUCUUCUCUUUACUCUGUGCUGGUCCGUGGAGCCCGUGCUGUCCUGCAGCUGUACCCUGAGAACUCAGAGCAGUUGGAGCUGAUCACAACCCAGGCCACCAAGGCUGGCUUCACGGGUGGCGUGGUGGUGGACUUCCCCAACAGUGCCAAGGCCAAGAAGUUCUACCUCUGCUUGUUUUCUGGGCCUUCAACCUUUCUGCCAAAGCCCCUGAAUGAGAGUAACGACGAUGACGAGGAGGUCCAGGAGUCCGAGUUCACGAGAGAGAGGGUCCUGUACAGGAUGGCGAGGCGCGGGGUCGUGAGGAAGAGCCGCGAGUGGGUGCUAGGGAAGAAGGCACGGCGCAGGCGGCAGGGCAAGGACGUCAGACCGGACACCCGGUACACCGGCCGCAAGCGCAGGCCCCGCUUCUGAGCGGCGAGCUGGACGUGUUUGGAGGCCCAGCGACAAGCCUUGUCACCCACCUUGUCGCCCGCCGGGGGUUCUGUCGAAGUGCCUAGUUCCGUUAGCUGACAGAAUACUGUUUCAGGAAAGUUCUCAAGUUCUAACCAUUUCCUUUCACUAACAGAAGUUCUUGUUCUAAAAGCAAUAAACCACUUUUUGUGAA